GGAGAGCUCAAACUUUUCGAGAAGCGUGAGAUUGUCGCAGUGCAAUUGGCAAGUGUAAGAGAAGAACAAAGUUCAAAUCAAUUGCAUUUCCAGCGCAGUAUCCCUUGUUCAAUAUGCAUUUCUCAACUCUCGCCGGGCUUGCGGCCACUUGCGCGACAGCCGUAUCGGCUGUCAGCGUGCCCAAAAUACCGUUUCCUCACUUUGAGCAGAUCAAGCCCAAAAUUAUGAUUAUCAGCAUGUUUGAACCUGAGGCUGCUGUCUGGCAUGGCAUUCCUGAAUUUGACAUUCUGGAGAAAAACAUUACUGUUCCGGGCUUCUCCCCGCUCUUUCCCGAUGUGCACUGUACAGCGAACGGCGAGAUUUGCCAGCUGAUUACGGGAGAAUCUGAAAUCAAUGCCGCUGUUACCGUUGCUUCGCUGGUCGCUACUCCUCUGUUUGACCUCACUUCCACUUACUUCUUCAUUGGCGGUAUCGCCGGUAUCAACCCCGAGGUUGCAACCCUUGGCAGUGUCACUUUUGCCAAGUACGCCGUUCAGGUUGCCCUCCAGUACGAGUUUGACCCUCGCGAGAUUCCUGCCAAUUACUCCACUGGCUAUAUUCCCCAGGGCGCUACUGCUCCGGGCGAGUAUCCUGAGAGCAUCUACGGCACGGAGGUGUUUGAGGUCAACGAGGCUCUCCGUAGCCUUGCCGUCGGAUUCGCAAAGACUGCCAACUUGACCGAUAGCGCCUCCGCCAAGGCCUACCGUGCCAACUACGCUGUUUCUGCCGCCUAUGCUGCUGGUGCUGCCGGCCCCAGCGUCAUUGAGUGCGACGUUGCCACCUCGGACGUCUACUACUCUGGCAAGAUCCUCGGCGAGGCCUUUGGCAACUUCACCCGUCUCUUGACCAACGGUUCUGGUGUCUACUGUGCUACCGCUCAGGAGGACAAUGCUUCCCUCGAGGCGCUCAUGCGUGGCGCAUGGAUGGGCCUUGUCGACUUUAGCCGAAUCAUCGUCAUGCGCACUGCCAGUGAUUUUGACCGCCCGUACCCCGGCGAGUCUGCCACCUUUAACCUCCUCUGGGCCCACCAGGGCGGUUUCUCUCCUGCCGUUACCAACAUCUACCUUGCCGGCGUCAAGGUCGUCCAGGGCAUUCUGGACAACUGGAACACCACUUUUGCCCAAGGUGUCAACGCUACCAACUAUAUUGGUGACAUCUUUGGCACUCUGGGCGGCGUCCCUGACUUUGGCCCAGGCAGCAUCUUCGGCAACGAGACUGCUACCAUUAGCCCUCUCGCUCGCCGCUCCCUCAAGGCCCAAGCCAUGGCCAAGCGCACUGUCGCGCAUCGCCGCCAGUUCCUCCCUGCCCGGUACCAAGAGUAAUUUGGGAUAGCUUGAUUGAGCGCACAUAUUCCUCAACAUAUCACCCCUUGUAUAUCAUCAUUUUUGCAUUUCAAAACCACCCCACCCCUUUUUUUUUUCUUUUGCUUUCCAGCCAAGUCCUGGUGGCGACGCGAGCAGUAACGAGCUAAAGUCCAAUAUGCAUUUAUGAUACAAUGCAUAAUAUACUAGCGAGCAUUAGAUAUAUAUACGAUAUACCAUAUGUACUGAAAAAUAGAGACAAUUCACUAUACAUAUCUCAUCCA
This is a messenger RNA of Xylona heveae TC161, 1624 nucleotides long. RefSeq names its product NUP-domain-containing protein. Bases 114 to 1361 code for a protein of 415 amino acids. The record is from RefSeq and is a predicted model, not a curated record. Lineage: Eukaryota; Fungi; Ascomycota; Xylonomycetes; Xylonales; Xylonaceae. The transcript is spliced from 4 exons. Gene Ontology annotation, cellular component: endoplasmic reticulum. Gene Ontology annotation, biological process: transmembrane transport.